Conger conger (European conger) is the source of this 3704-nucleotide messenger RNA. RefSeq names its product SH2 domain-containing protein 4B-like. The coding region runs from base 70 to 1452 and encodes 460 amino acids. Gene Ontology annotation, cellular component: cytoplasm. NCBI's taxonomy places the organism in Eukaryota, Metazoa, Chordata, Actinopteri, Anguilliformes, Congridae. The transcript has 8 exons. The record is from RefSeq and is a predicted model, not a curated record.
CUGUGUAGCGGGAGAAGUCGGAGGUUAGCCGUGUUAUUAAAUGAAUAGGGAGGCAGAGGGGUGAGCAAGAUGCAACAGAUCCUCCAGGACAUGGUAAUUGCACCGGACCUGCUGGCCGAGCUGAACGAGGAGCAGAAGCAUAUUCUGUUCUACAAGAUCCGGCAGGAACAGGUCCGGCACUGGGAAUACCGCGAGAACCUAUAUGAAAAACAGAAUGCCGGUCCGUCAGGUUGCUCUCACAAAGGUGGCAAACUGGGCAUACAGUGGCUCCUGGGCUCUGAUGGGGAGGUGUGGGUGUGGGUGAUGGGAGAAGGGCCUGGAGACCGACCAUUUGAUGCCAUCGUGGAGCAGCUGAUGUCAGAGAGAGCCAGGAGACAAGCCCAACAAGAGGCACAGGAGCUGUGGCGUUUGAAAGAGGCAGAGAUUGAACAGAAGUUCAGGGAAGCAGUGACCAAAGAGAAAGCUCGCUCUGUGGCGGGAAGAUGGAAGGAAGAGACUGAGGACAGGAAAGAGGAGCGCAUUCGGGAGGAGUUGAAGAAAUAUAAAGAGGAGGAGAGGCAGAGAGGAGAAGAGGAGGUCCGGCACACAGAGGAGAGGAGAGCAAAGGAGCUGUACAUCUCCUUACGCCAGGAGGAGAUGAGGGGUGAGAGAGAGGACAUGGAGUGGCAGGAACAAUUGCGGCGUUCAAAGGCAGCGGAUGAGGAGAUGAAGAUUAAAGCCCGGAGGGCUAGAGACGAGUACAAGCGGCAGUCACUCCGGGCGAUAGAGAAAGGGCUGGUGGCCGGGAUCAGUGGCCUGUUCCAGAAACCACACCUUAACGGAUCGGCGCAGAGCCGCCGGCACAGCUCGGUGACGGAGUCUUCGAUUACGCCAUCGCCGUCUGAAGCCCUCCAGUCCACAACCAACCCCAGCGGGCAGCCGCCCCCGGCCCAUAACCGUCGGCGGCAGAACCGCAGACACAGCACAACCGCUGUGAACCUCACUGACAGUUCCAAGUGGGUUCGAUCACCCCGCCCAAGCUCUCGGGACUCCAUCCUGUGUUGGUUCAGAGAGGAGCAGAUCCCCAAAAGAGCUGGGUACAUGAGAAACAGCAACAACAUUGCCCCCUGGUUCCAUGGAAUAAUCUCUCGUCAGGAAUCUGAGGCUAUGUUGAAGAAAGCUGGGGAGGGAUGCUUCCUGGUGAGGGUGAGCGAGCGGAUUUGGGGGUACACCCUGUCAUGCCGCACCGCCAGCGGCUUCAAGCACUUCCUUAUCGAUGCCUCGGGGGACUACUACAGUUUUCUGGGUGUCGACCAGAGCCGCCAUGCAACUCUGGUUGACCUAAUUGAUUUCCACAAGGAGGAGGUGAUUACUACAUCAGGAGGAGAGCUGCUGCAGGAAUCCUGUAAGAGAAGCUCCUCUUCAGACUAUGGGGGAUUGUUUCAAGACCUCCAAACCUCCAAACUUCAGUAAUCCUCGCACCUUCCCUUACCUUCACACUAAUAUUCCACACUGUAAUCCUAACUCUGCCCUGCCCUCUAUGGUCAUCCAUAACUCUUAACCUAACCUUUCAAGCUGGUAAAUACAGAAGCAUCCUGUUAAACUACAGACUGUCUUCACCCAUACCAUACUGUACACGUCAUUACACUCAGUUAAUAUCUGUACAUUCACUGACCAAUUUGUCACAGUAGCAGUGGUGAAAUACAUGUAUACCUUGGGCUUACACCUCUUCAUAUUCACAGUAUCUAAAACACAUUGAGAUGUGAAGUCACUGUAUUUUUGUAGUCUAGUUAAUUUAGUAAUUCCAGGUGUUUAGUUAAAGAGGUGGAAUAUGGUUCUUACUGUUUGCUUAGAAAGGUGGUAUGUGGAGUUCUGGGAAGGGUGGGGCAUUUAUAAAUUGUCCUUUAUAAAUUGUUAUGCAAAUCGCUGUGUGUACCUCGUCUUGUAUUUUUAAAGCAUAGCUCCGUGAUGAAUGCACCUGAUCCAUUCAAAUCCAUUUCUUGUAGCAUUGAGCAGAAGCAUCGCUUUCUCUCCUCUCCCUUUCUCCCUGCCUCCCCCUCUCUCUUCCGUCUCUCUACCCUCUCCAUUGUGAGGUCGGCACUGUUCUUUUCCAUGACCGUUCCUGUGAAACCAGAGAGUGUGUGAAGAGCGCCAGGCAGCGCCGUCUUUGAGCGCACCCCAGGCAGUGGCCAUAAACACGCGCUCCGGUUACCGGCGCGCACAUUAAUAAACCAGCGGCCGCGCAUUGUCCUCGCAAAAAGCCACUUGAGUCAUGGUCAGACACAAAGACCCGACAAAUGCCCCCGCUCUUGGCCUGAAUGCGCAGGGAAGAAGGCAACAAAAGGCACGUUUCGCUUUACCGGUGUGUGAUCCUGUGCUGUAAGUGAGCAUGUUUCCACUGACUGAAACCUAUUCAUGAGGGAGAAUUCUCACGUUCAAAAGGGGAGGGGGCAGAGAUACGCUGGCGCAUAGAUAUGAAGUAAAUACUGCCCACGUCACACUGUGGAUCAUUACCUGCUGCCAACAAAGGAUUCCUGUAUCCUGCCAGUGUCAUAUUCACCCAGGUACAAUGCCUUCCGCGUAUCGGCUAUGGGCCUUGAUCUACAUAGACUAAUCUGCUGCACAUAGAGUUACUGUACACAGAUCUUCUGCAAAUAGGUCUAUGGUAAACAGAUCUGCUGCACACAUAUCUGGUGAGGACAGAUGACAGAUUUGCUGCACGCAGAUAGCGGGACAAUUGAGGAUUGGAAAAAACGUUGCUUGUUCUGAAUCUCAAUUUCUGUUGCGACAUGCCGUCUGCAGGGUCAAAAUUUGUUGUGAAUUCAUGAAUUCAUCCUGCCUUGUGUCAACAGUUCUUGCUGCUGGUGGUGAUGUUAUGGUAAGAUUUGCAGCAUGAAUGUGCAGCCCACAAAUUUGCAGCAACUGUGUGAUGCUAUCAUGUAAAUGAUGGAUUGGAAUCUCUAAGGAAUGUUUCCAGCACCUUGUCGAAUCCAGAAAGGUGUACCUAAUAAAGGACUAUGGGUCCAGUACAGACAGGCAUUGUGACUGAGAGAAGCAACCAUCCAAGGAGGGGCUAACCAGUCAACUGGAUGUUGUGAAAAGGAAAGAACUGGCUAGACUGUAGGGUUUUAAGAUUGAUUGGAGGUAUGGUGGAUUUGUUCAAUUCAAUGCCCUAUAGGCAGUGGUGGACCAAGUAAAUCCUGUACUUGAGUAAAAGCAAAAAUACCCUUGGUAAAAUCGUACAGAAGUAGCCUUGUCUAUUCUAUGUACUUGAGUAGAAGUACAAAAGUACCCGUUUUUAAAUGUAAUUAAAUAUCAAAAUUAAAAGUACUGUGAUGUAUGAAUUUAACCCAAGUACUUUUAUACUUCUACUCAAGCAGAAAUUAGAGUAGCCUAGGCUACUUCUACUUUUACUCAAGUACAGGAUUUCUGUACUUUGCCCAGCACUGCCUAUAGGCUAGUACCAAAGUCUCAAACUUCAUUUGAGCUGUAACAGGUUAACUACUUAAGUGAAAUGAAUCUGGGAUAGAAAUCGAGGUACUGAGUACUGUACAAUACAGCAGAAUAACAGCUGCCCCAUCUUGUUUUUCAUUGCUCAGAUGGGAGUUUUAGUGGUCUGAAUUUUGCUCCAUUAUUCCUGAGAAGUGCUGUCUAUUGUAAUUAUGCAAUGCUUCAAACUUUUAAACUACUCCCAUGAGUUUGUCAAUAAACCAAAAAAAACAUAA